Aspergillus campestris IBT 28561 is the source of this 514-nucleotide messenger RNA. RefSeq lists its product as uncharacterized. The coding region runs from base 47 to 514 and encodes 155 amino acids. The transcript has 2 exons. NCBI's taxonomy places the organism in Eukaryota, Fungi, Ascomycota, Eurotiomycetes, Eurotiales, Aspergillaceae. The record is from RefSeq and is a predicted model, not a curated record.
GUUGUUCCCCAGAUCAUCAGCCCUACUGUGGACUACUCCUGUCACCAUGGCGAGGAUCACCAAGGCUGUGUCUCGUCUCUGCGUCUGUCUCGUUGCUUUCCUGGCGUUGUCGCUGCUGAGCGAGACUCGUCCUAUUGCUUCGGUAGCGAGGGAAGGCUUGCGGUCGCUGGAUGCACGAUCACCCGAUCCGCGCAUGAUCCCCGGCACAGGAGAUCUCCUCGGAAGUAUCUUCACAAAAGCCGGCCUUGACGGCCUCGCCCGUCUUAACAGGCUGGAAAACUGGAAGCAAAAGAACAACGACCCGGACGUGAUCGACGGCAGCAACAUCACCCAGCCGAUCAUAACCUCGCACCAGGAUAAUAAAUCCGCGCUGCCGAAUACCAUGCACAAGGGGGAGCACAGUGACAUACCGGACCCGACUGAGAAGCCGGGACAGUUUGUAGGUGCUAUGGUCGAUAUGCUGUCGAGUAAGUUAGGACAGGCGAUGCAUAGCAGUGAUGAGGUGACUCUGUAG